Myripristis murdjan (pinecone soldierfish) is the source of this 12107-nucleotide messenger RNA. Its product is annotated as triple functional domain protein. Gene Ontology annotation, biological process: protein phosphorylation; axon guidance. The record is from RefSeq and is a predicted model, not a curated record. The transcript has 62 exons. Gene Ontology annotation, molecular function: protein binding; ATP binding; guanyl-nucleotide exchange factor activity. Bases 327 to 9680 code for a protein of 3117 amino acids. Gene Ontology annotation, cellular component: cytoplasm; extrinsic component of membrane. Lineage: Eukaryota; Metazoa; Chordata; Actinopteri; Holocentriformes; Holocentridae.
UAAAGCCACGGGAGGUGCGCAGUGAAAGCCUAUAGCACCCGAAGCACAGGUAAUUUACACCGGCACAGCCACAGUCUAGCCGCACUCAUAGCCCGGUUUGUCCUGGAAAUGUUUGCUGCAGCUUUUCUAUACGGAGGCCUGGAAAAUGUCAAAGCGGGAAUUUUUGGUUGCCUCUCGGUUGGUUGGAAUUUCUCCUUCAGCAAUCCUGAGAUUAGCCUCGGCUGCUGCGGCUCUGUCCGUCACGUAUUUGGAACUCUUCGCCACGUUGUCCCAUCAGCGUCUUUUUAGCUAACGGCGGGAGAAGACUGCGCUUCCCAUCAGCCAGCAUGGCCACAUUUCCAAAAAACGAUGGAUUUUGCUGUAAUGGUGGGAUCCACUGGAUGUCAUCUCUGACGACCUAUCAUGAGUGGCAGUACGCCCAGACAGGCUCCGCCCUCAUCGAGCUGACAGGUUUCAGGAGAAAUGAGGAGAUGAGAGCAAUGGAGGUCCUUCCCAUCCUGAAAGAAAAAGUUGCCUUUUUGUCAGGCGGCAGAGACAAACGCGGUGGCCCGGUGUUAACGUUUCCAUCACGCAGCAACCACGACAGAAUACGACAGGACGACCUGAGGAGACUCAUCGCCUACCUCGCUGGAAUCCCCAGCGAGGAGGUGUGUAAACAUGGCUUCACGGUCAUCGUGGACAUGCGCGGCUCCAAGUGGGACAGCAUCAAGCCUCUGCUGAAGAUCCUGCAGGAGUCGUUCCCCUCCUGCAUCCACGUCGCCCUCAUCAUCAAACCCGACAACUUCUGGCAGAAGCAGAGGACCAACUUCGGCAGUUCCAAGUUCGAGUUCGAGACCACCAUGGUGUCAUUAGAGGGCCUGUCCAAGGUAGUGGACCCCUCCCAGCUGACGGCAGACUUCGAGGGCAGUCUGGACUACAACCACGAAGAGUGGAUAGAGGUGCGGGUGGCAUUUGAAGAGUUCUCGGGCCACGCCAGCCAGAUGCUGGCCCGACUAGAGGAGAUGCAGGAAACAGUGGCAAGGAAGGACUUUCCCCAAGACCUGGAGGGAGCCAGGAGGAUGAUAGAGGAGCAUGCCACACUGAAGAAGAAAGUCAUCAAAGCCCCUAUAGAGGAGCUGGACACUGAGGGACAGAGGUUGCUCCAACGCAUCCAGAGCAGCGAGUCCUUCUCCAACCGGAACGGCAGCAGUGGCGGCAGUGGCAGCAUCAGCGGCAGCAGCAGCGGUGGUGGAGUGUGUAACGCCGACACCCAGGGCCUGGUCCCACGGGUCACCCAGCUGCUGGACAAGUUGCAUUCCACCCGUCAGCACCUCCACCAGGCCUGGCACGUCCGCAAGCUCCAGCUGGACCAGUGCUUCCAGCUGCGCCUCUUCGAGCAGGACGCCGAGAAGAUGUUUGACUGGAUCAUGCACAACAAGGGUUUGUUCCUGGCAGGCUACACAGAGAUUGGCAACAACCACCCCCACGCUGUAGAGCUUCAAACCCAGCACAAUCACUUCGCUAUGAACUGCAUGAAUGUGUACGUGAACAUCAACCGGAUCAUGUCGGUGGGGAACCGACUGCUAGAGUCGGGUCAUUACGCCUCCCAGCAGAUCAAGCAGAUCUCAGGCCAGCUGGAGCAGGAGUGGAAGGCCUUCGCCGCAGCGCUGGACGAGCGUAGCACACUGCUGGAGAUGUCGGCCAGCUUCCACCAGAAGUGUGACCAGUAUAUGAGUAACGUGGAUUCAUGGUGUAAGGCGUGCGGCGAGGUAGAUUUGCCCUCUGAGCUGCAAGACUUAGAGGACGCCAUCCACCACCACCAAGGCCUGUACGAACACAUCACUGCUGCCUACUCUGAGGUGAGCCAGGAUGGCAAAGCCCUGCUGGACAAGCUGCAGCGACCUUUGACCCCGGGCAGCGCCGAUUCGCUGACGGCGUCAGCCAACUAUUCCAAGGCAGUGCACCACGUCCUGGACAUCAUCCAUGAGGUGCUGCAUCACCAGAGACAGCUGGAGAACAUCUGGCAGCACCGCAAAGUGCGGCUGCACCAGCGCCUGCAGCUCUGCGUCUUCCAGCAGGACGUCCAACAGGUGCUGGACUGGAUUGAAAACCACGGCGAGGCGUUCCUCAGCAAACACACGGGCGUGGGGAAGUCCCUCCACCGAGCCCGCGCCCUACAGAAACGCCACGAAGACUUUGAGGAAGUGGCCCAGAAUACGUACACCAAUGCUGAUAAGCUGCUGGAGGCGGCGGAGCAGCUGGCCCAGACCGGGGAGUGCGACCCGGAGGAGAUCUACCAGGCCGCCCACCAGCUAGAGGACCGGAUCCAAGACUUUGUUCGCCGCGUGGAGCAGCGCAAAGUCCUGCUGGACAUGUCUGUCGCCUUCCACACACACGUCAAAGAGUUAUGGACAUGGCUGGAGGAGCUUCAGAAGGAGCUACUAGACGACGUGUACGCUGAGUCAGUGGAGGCCGUCCAGGACCUGAUCAAACGCUUCGGCCAGCAGCAGCAGACCACACUGCAGGUCACUGUCAACGUCAUCAAGGAGGGAGAGGACCUCAUCCAGCAACUGAGGGACUCGGCCAUCUCCAGCAACAAGACGCCCCACAACAGCUCCAUCAACCACAUCGAGAGCGUCCUGCAGCAGCUGGACGAGGCCCAGGCGCAGAUGGAGGAGCUCUUCCAGGAGAGGAAGAUCAAACUGGAGCUCUUCCUCCAGCUCCGCAUCUUUGAGAGGGACGCCAUCGAUAUCAUCUCGGACCUGGAGUCGUGGAACGAGGAGCUGACAGGUCAGAUGAAUGAGUUUGACACGGAGGACCUGACGCUGGCAGAGCAGAGGCUGCAGCACCACGCCGACAAGGCCCUGACCAUGAACAACCUCACCUUCGAUGUCAUCCACCAGGGACAGGAGCUGCUGCAGUACGUCAACGAAGUGCAGGCCUCCGGCGUGGAGCUGCUGUGUGACCGGGACGUCGACAUGGCCACACGGGUUCAGGACCUGCUGGAGUUCCUCCACGAGAAGCAGCAGGAGCUGGACCUGGCAGCCGAGCAGCACCGCAGACACCUGGAGCAGUGUGUGCAGCUGAGACACCUGCAGGCUGAAGUCAAACAGGUCCUGGGUUGGAUCCGUAACGGAGAAUCGAUGCUGAACGCCGGCCUGAUCACUGCCAGCUCCCUGCAGGAGGCCGAGCAGCUCCAGAGAGAGCACGAGCAGUUCCAGCAUGCCAUCGAGAAAACCCACCAGAGCGCCCUGCAGGUGCAGCAGAAGGCAGAGGCUCUGCUGCAGGCCAACCACUACGACAUGGACCUGAUCAGGGACUGUGCCGAGAGCGUCGCCUCCCACUGGCAGCAGCUCAUGCUGAAGAUGGAAGAUCGACUGAAGCUGGUCAACGCCUCCGUGGCCUUUUACAAGACCUCCGAGCAGGUCUGCAGUGUGUUGGAGAGCCUGGAGCAGGAGUACAAGAGGGAGGAGGACUGGUGCGGAGGAGCCGACAAACUGGGACCCAACUGUGAAACGGACCACGUCACCCCCAUGAUCAGCAAACACCUGGAGCAGAAAGAGGCCUUCCUCAAGGCAUGCACUCUGGCGAGACGAAACGCCGAUGUGUUUCUCAAGUACAUGCACAGGAACAGCGUCAACAUGCCUGGGAUGCUGAGCCACGUCAAAGCACCAGAGCAGCAGGUCAAGAACAUCCUCAAUGAGCUGCUGCAGAGAGAGAACCGAGUCCUCCACUUCUGGACCAUGAGGAAACGUCGCCUGGACCAGUGUCAGCAGUAUGUGGUGUUUGAACGCAGUGCCAAGCAGGCUCUGGAAUGGAUCCACGACACGGGGGAGUUCUACCUGUCCACACACACCUCUACCGGCUCCAGCAUUCACCACACCCAGGAGCUGCUGAAGGAGCACGAGGACUUCCACAUCACAGCCAAGCAAACCAAGGAGCGUGUGAAGCUGCUGAUCCAGCUGGCUGACGGGUUCUGCGAUAAGGGCCAUAGCCACGCUGUGGAGAUAAAGAAAUGGGUGACAGCAGUGGACAAGCGUUACCGAGACUUCUCCCUGCGCAUGGACAAGUACCGCUGCAGCCUGGAAAAAGCCCUGGGCAUCUCCUCCGACUCCAACAAGGCUAGCAAAGAUCUUCAGCUGGACAUCAUCCCGGCCACAGCCCCGGGGUCAGAGGUCAAGCUGAGGGACGCCGCCCAUGAGCUCAAUGAGGAGAAGCGCAAGUCGGCACGCAGAAAGGAGUUCAUCAUGGCAGAGCUGAUUCAGACAGAAAAAGCCUACGUGCGAGACCUGCGGGAGUGCAUGGAUACGUACCUGUGGGAGAUGACCAGUGGAGUGGAGGAGAUUCCUCCUGGGAUCAUCAACAAAGAGCACAUCAUCUUUGGAAACAUGCAGGACCUCUACGAGUUCCACCACAACAUCUUCCUCAAAGAGCUGGAGAAAUAUGAGCAACUACCAGAGGAUGUGGGCCAUUGCUUUGUCACAUGGGCUGAUAAGUUCCAGAUGUAUGUGAACUACUGUAAGAACAAGCCCGACUCCACCCAGCUCAUCCUGGAGCAUGCCGGGCCCUACUUUGAUGAGAUCCAACAGAGGCACCGACUGGCCAACUCCAUCUCCUCGUACCUGAUCAAGCCCGUGCAGAGAAUCACCAAGUAUCAGCUCCUGCUAAAGGAGCUAUUGACGUGCUGCGAAGAGGGUAAAGGAGAGAUCAAGGACGGCCUGGAGGUGAUGCUCAGCGUUCCCAAGAGAGCCAACGACGCCAUGCACCUCUCCAUGCUGGAAGGUUUUGAUGAGAACAUUGAGUCGCAGGGUGAACUGAUCCUCCAGGAGUCCUUCCAGGUCUGGGAUCCAAAGACUCUGAUCCGUAAGGGCAGAGAGCGCCACCUCUUCCUGUUCGAGAUGUCGCUGGUCUUCAGCAAGGAGGUCAAGGACUCCAACGGCAGGAGCAAAUACAUCUACAAGAGCAAACUGUUUACAUCAGAGUUGGGGGUGACGGAGCAUGUUGAAGGAGACCCCUGUAAGUUUGCUCUCUGGGUGGGACGAACUCCAACCUCAGACAACAAGAUUGUGCUCAAGCUAAGUCAGGGAUGCAAACAUGGAGCCAUGGCGUCGAGCAUUGAGAACAAGCAGGACUGGAUCAAGCACAUCAGGGAGGUGAUCCAGGAGCGCACCAUUCACCUGAGGGGGGCGCUCAAGGAGCCCAUCCACAUCCCCAAGGCCACCACAGCCAAGCACAAGGGGCGAAGGGAUGGAGAGGACCUGGACAGUCAAGGUGAAGGCAGCAGCCAACCAGACACCAUCUCCCUGGCCUCACGCACCUCACAGAACACACUGGACAGCGACAAGCUCUCUGGUGGCUGUGAGCUGACCGUCGUCAUCCACGACUUCAUGGCAGGCAACAGCAAUGAGCUGACGGUGCGGCGCGGCCAGACGGUGGAGGUUCUGGAGCGUUGCCACGACAAGCCGGACUGGUGCCUGGUCAGGACCACGGACCGCUCCCCCGCCCACGAGGGCCUGGUGCCCUGCUCCAUGCUCUGCAUCGCCCACUCCAGAUCCUCCAUGGAGAUGGAGGGCAUCUUCAACCACAAAGACACCCUGUCAGUGUGCAGUAACGACUCCAUCAUGCCGGGGUCGUCUGCCACCCUACAGCCAGGUCACGGCAUGGGCUCCCACACCUCGCCCGGGCCCAAGCGACCAGGUAACACCCUGCGGAAGUGGCUCACCAGCCCGGUGCGCCGGCUCAGCAGCGGCAAGGCGGACGGCCACGUGAAGAAGCUGGCGCACAAGCACAAGAAGAGCCGCGAGGUGAGGAAGAGCGGGGAGAUGACCAUGGGAUCCCAGAAAGACUCGGACGACAGUGCCGCCACGCCUCAGGACGAGACCGUGGAGGAGAGGGUUCGUAACGAGGGUCUGUCCAGCGGCACCCUGUCCAAGUCCAGCUCGUCCGGCAUGCAGAGCUGCGGCGAGGAGGAGGGCGAGGAGGGCGCCGACUCGGUGCCCCUGCCCCCGCCCAUGGCCAUCCAGCAGCACAGCCUGCUGCAGCCCGACUCCCAGGACGACAAGACCUCCUCUCGUCUGUCGGUCCGUCCGUCCAGCUCAGAGACCCCCAGUGCCGCCGAGUUGGUGAGCGCCAUCGAGGAGCUGGUCAAAAGCAAGAUGGCUCUGGAGGACCGACCCAGCUCUCUGUCGGUAGAGCAGGGAGACAGCAGCUCUCCCUCCUUCAACCCCUCCGACAACUCCCUCCUCUCCUCCUCCUCCCCCAUCGACGAGAUGGACGAACGCAAGAGCAGCAUCCUCAAGAAAAGACACUACAUUCUGCUGGAGUUGGUGGAGACAGAGAGAGACUAUGUCAGAGACCUCGGCCUGGUGGUGGAGGGCUACAUGAGCAGGAUGAAGGAGGAGGGCGUCCCUGAUGACAUGAAGGGGAAAGACAAGAUCGUCUUUGGCAACAUCCACCAAAUCUACGACUGGCACAAAGAUUUCUUCCUGGGGGAGUUGGAAAAGUGCUUGGAGGACCCCGACAGACUGGCCCCUCUCUUUGUCAAACAGGAACGGAGGCUAAACAUGUACGUGGUGUACUGUCAAAACAAGCCUAAGUCGGAGCACAUUGUCUCAGAGUACAUCGACACCUACUUCGAGGACCUGAAGCAGCGUCUGGGCCACAGGCUGCAGAUCACCGACCUGCUCAUCAAGCCGGUGCAGAGGAUCAUGAAGUACCAGCUGCUGCUCAAGGAUUUCCUGAAAUUAUCCAAAAAGGCUGGGCUGGAGUCAGUGGAGUUGGAGAAAGCGGUGGAGGUCAUGUGCAUCGUGCCAAAGAGGUGCAACGACAUGAUGAAUGUCGGCCGGCUUCAGGGAUUCGAUGGGAAGAUCGUGGCCCAGGGCCGCCUCUUGCUCCAGGACACAUUCCUGGUGGCCGACCCUGAAGGGAGUCUGCUGGGUCGGAUGAAGGAGCGGAGAGUUUUCCUCUUUGAGCAGCUGGUCAUCUUCAGCGAGCCCCUGGACAAGAAGAGAGGCUUCUCCAUGCCUGGCUUCCUCUAUAAGAACAGCAUCAAGGUCAGCUGUUUAGGUUUGGAGGAGAGCGUGGAAGGCGACCCCUGUAAGUUUAUCCUCACUUCUCGGUCGACCAAUGGAAGCACAGAGUCCUUUGUGCUGCAUUCCUCCCACCCAGGGGUGCGCCAGGUCUGGAUGCUACAGAUCAGCCAGAUACUGGAGAGCCAGCGCAACUUCCUCAACGCCCUGACCUCCCCGAUCGAGUACCAGAGGAACCACGUAGGGGCAAGCGGCGGGCCGUGUGCGCCCAACGUGGGAGCUCCAGCUGGGGGCAGCUGUGGGACCAGCGCAGCCCCUGGAAGUGGAGGUGCAGGCGGAGGCUCCCAGGGUAGUUCCAUCCCCACCGCACCCCAGGGCGGCUCUCGUCGGCCUUCCAGGAUCCCCCAGCCCUCCCGCCUGCCCCAGCCCCUACGCCACCAUCCCGGGGCCGAUUCUGACGGCCCCAGCAAGUUGUCAGGUUCGUCCCCCCGUCCUGCCCCUCCUCCCCUGCUCCCUGCAGGCAGUAGCCCACAGGGCAAGCGCCCCAUCCAGGCCCCAGACGACCAAACACAGGCCCCCACUCCUGCCAGUGCUGUAACCCCUAUACCCCGCGCCACAGUGGGGCCGCUGCCCACCACCCCUACUUCCAAACCUCGCCCCGGCGCCAUCUCCCCUAUGGCCCCACCCCUGGCUACUCCCGCCUUCGGCAAGGACGUCCUCCCCCCUCCCCCUCCCAGCCCUGGCCAGAAGUCCGGAUCUGGAUUCUGGAGCUCCAUGCCGGGCUCUCCGGCCAGCCGGCCUGGCUCGUUCACCUUCCCGGGGGAGGCAGGAGAGAGUCCGGUCCGUCCGAACCAAAACCAGACCCAGACCGGCUCUGGAUCUGGGAGUCAAAGCCAAACCCACAGACACUCCACGCACAGCAAGGAUGCCGACCGCAUGAGUACGUGCUCAUCGGCCAGCGAGCAGUCCAUCCAGUCCACCCAGAGCAACGGGAGUGAAAGUAGCAGCAGCAGUAGCAUGUCCACCAUGUUGGUGACCCAGGACUACGUGGCUGUGAAGGAGGAUGAGAUCAGCGUUAUUCAGGGCGAGGUGGUCCAGAUCCUGGCCAGCAACCAGCAAAACAUGUUCCUGGUGUUCAGGGCAGCAACUGAGCAGGGCCCCGCCGCCGAGGGCUGGAUCCCCGGAUACGUGCUGGGACACACCUCGGCCAUCGUUCCCGACUGCACAGAGGGAACCAUCAAUCGGAAGUCUUCAUCCUGGCAUACGUCCCUGCGCAUCCGGAAGAAGUCUGAGAAGAAGGAGAAGGAGGCAAAGAAGGAGACCAAGCUGGAAAAUGGUUACAGGAAGUCCAGAGAAGGCCUGGCCAAUAAGGUUUCAGUAAAGCUUCUAAAUCCAAACUACAUCUAUGAUGUCCCCCCAGAGUUCCUUGUACCCCUGAGUGACGUGACGUGCGACAACGGAGAGAGCGUCACCCUUAGGUGCAAGGUGUGCGGUCGACCCCGAGCCACCGUCACCUGGAAGGGACCCAAUCAGAGCAGCCUCACUAACAACGGACACUUCAGCAUCGCCUACAGUGAUACGGGUGAAGCGACCCUCAGGAUAAUCGGCGUAGCCUCUGAGGAUGACGGCGUUUACACUUGCGUUGCCACCAACGACCUGGGCAGCGUAACAUCGUCAGCUAGCCUCAGAGUGUUAGCUGUGUCUAGCGACGGGGUCAGAGUGAGCUGGAAAGACAACUUUGAGUCUCACUAUGCUGAGGUGGUGGAGCUGGGCAGAGGUCGUUUCUCUGUGGUCAAGCGUUGUGACCACCGGGGCACCAAGCGCACGGUGGCUGUCAAAAUGGUCAACAAGAAGCUGAUGAGGAGAGACCAGGUGACCCAGGAACUGAACCUGCUCCAGAGGCUCCAACACCCCCACCUAGUCAGUCUCAUAGACACGUAUGAAACCCCCAGCAGCUAUGCCCUGGUCCUGGAGAUGGUCGACCAAGGCCGUCUGCUGGAUUACAUCGUGAGCUGGGGCAAUCUGACGGAAGAGAAAGUGGCCUGCUACCUUCGGGACAUCUUAGAAGCUUUACACUACCUUCACAACUGCAGGAUAGUACAUUUGGACGUAAAACCUGAGAACCUGCUGGUGGCUCACAGCUCCAGCGGCCAGCCGACAGUCAAACUCACAGACUUCGGCGAUGCUGUCCAGCUGAACAGUGCCCAUUACAUCCACCCUCUCCUGGGCAGCCCCGAGUUUGCAUCCCCUGAGCUGGUGCUGGGAGAGCCGGUGUCGCUGACCUCUGACCUGUGGAGCCUGGGCGUGGUGACCUACGUGCUGCUGAGCGGCGCCUCCCCCUUCCUGGACGAGAGCGCCGAGGAGACGUGCCUGAACAUCUGCCGGCUAGACUUCAGUUUCCCCAGGGAUUACUUCCAGGGCGUCAGCCAGGCAGCCCGGGACUUCGUCUGCCUGCUGCUGAGGACCGACCCCGGCAGGAGGCCUCCGGCUGGGCUCUGCCUCCAGGAGCCCUGGCUGCAGGCUGGCCAGGCAGACGGCCGGGCCAGAGCGGAGGGCUGCCUGGACACCGCCCGCCUCAUCUCCUUCAUAGACCGGAGGAAACAUCAGACUGACGCCCGGCCCAUCGGAGGAGUCCGGACCUUCAUCCAAACUCGUCUCCAGCCCCGGAUUUGAGCCCCAAGGAGAGAUUGACAACCCUCAGCCCCUACCGCCUUGAGCUUUUUCAUAGAUCCGACCAGAUUGGAUAGACAGAAGUAACAUCGUGAAAACGAUAGUACACGUAUUAGUUGAAAAUGUUGUGUAGCUUAUUAUCUGUAAGCGCUAAGGCUGAAGGGGCAGCAAGUCCUCCGGAAUUGGGCAAUGUCAAGGGAGCGGAAAUAAUGAAUGCUGAUCUCAUCCUCUUUCACAAAAUGUUGAUUUUUUAAAGUUCUGUGGUCCUUUCACCAAUUAAAUUGAGGCCAACUUGAGGUCUUAAGCCAAUCAGAGCCCUAGAGAACAGAGUUCUCACCAAUCACACAAAAAGAUGGAUGUCCUUGUCUACUGCUGCUUGCUGGUUUCAACUCAAAACCAAUUUUGUAGUUAAGUAAACAAAAAUAGAAAAAAAAAAAACUUAUGAAGUAAUUUAUUUUCCUUUGCGAGAGUUAAAGCCGAUCAAAAGAGCCACGAGAUCGAGCCUUGACGCCACUGCACAGAGUAGCAGAGCUUUCAGGAGAAAGUGAUGCCAACAAGCUAGUGAUAGCGCUGAGAGCAACGCCACGCUUCCCUCUUGUUGCUAGAGAGGGACAGAGACAUUGUGUUUUUGCUCUUUUACACUAACUGUAAGUCAAAGACUUUUGAGAAGCACCCCUUUUCUUAAAGAAACAAUGUAUACAAAGGAAAGUACUGUCUAUAAAUUUUCAAGAACAUGUUUGAAAAAAAACAAAACAAAACACAAAUAUAGUAGAAAAUGUUCAUCAGUUGAAAGUUGCUGUGCUACUUGGGACUCUGUAGACACCCGGUCCUGGAAAGACUUUCCCAGCGACGGAGCCUCUCGACUUUACUGAGACAUUUAUACAUCCGAUCAGAGCUUUUUGAUUGCUGCGCUUACAGUAUGUACCCAAUCUAAGAUACCAUGAUGACCAUGUCGCAAGUAACAAUGCUGCACUGUCCAAUCUCUGAGAAGAAACAAUAGACAAAACGAUUCAUUGUUGGCUUUUCCUAGAACAAAAUUGUGUUGCGCAGAUAUAAGAUGUUUAAGCCUUACUUUGUAUAUAGACUUUCAACUGCCUUCUCUCCCUCACAUUCACAGCGGACGCCUGCUCUUUGAGCGGCAGGACAGAUAACUCUCAGACUGAUUGUCGUUAGGUGUCGGAGCCCUGAGCGGCUGCAGGGAUCGCCAAUCGGAUGGGAGCGAAUGUGGAGGGGGAGGAAGACAAAUUACUGUAAAUGCACUCAUUGUAUGUUACGUUUCUGAUUCUUAUCAUGUGCAAUGUUGCGGCUUUAACAUUUUAUGCAACUAUUUAUGAAGACAUCUGUUGUAUCUGUAAUAAAUCUAGAGAAAAGCAUGUACUUGGUACUGCAAGCACUGCUGGUAGUUGUGUUUAUUUGAUUAUUUGAUCUGUUGAGUAUUAUGACUUCCAGGCCAAUUUUUAGGGGUCACAAUCUCACAUGACAGUUUGAUCAAAAAUAAUUUAACACUUUUUGUACUGUACUGUACGCCUAUGUAGUUAUUGGUACACCAAAGUUGCUCUAGCUUUACAGUACUUAAUUAAAUGUUUUAUUGUGAUUAUGGCUCACUUAAGUUAGGUAUACUAUAACCACAAGGAAUAAUUGUUUACACAACACAAACACUACAUCGGAAGGACUCGAUUACUUUGCUGCGUCCUCCAUUCCCUUCAUUGCAAUGCAGGGAAUCACUGAAAGACGAUGCUGUUUUAAUUUAGGUAGGAAUGAGCAGUGCAGUCUAAUCUGAAGAGCUACAUGGCAGAUAUUUUUGCAUCUUUAGAUGAUUGCCGUUCACACUCUGUGUACAGAUACUGUUUUGCCAAAAUCUGUCUUUUAUAAAACCCCUGUUCCUGUAGAGGAGGAAACACUUUAGAGGAAGAGUGAUGUUCUUGUUUUGUGCUCUUACAACGGCACAAACCCAAACGCAAGAUUUACUCUGAGUGUCAGCGUCUCCAGUGAUUUGACUAUCACUGACGUUAUUUUAGCUUCAUCAAUAUCCUUGCUGGAAAUGAAAGCUCACACACAUGCAGAGCCAAGAGUAUCACCGCCUAACUUGACUAAAUGUGUUAUUUUGUGGUUCGGAUGCAUUACCAGGAAGAGAAAGAGACCCCAGUCCUGCUUCUAUGACCUUUUUUAUUUAUUAUUAUUUAGUGUGCAAAGGCCAUUAAAAACAAGGACUUGGACUGGAUACCUCAGUUUUAAUUUCUUCCUUUUUUGUCUUGUGUUUCCAGUUUAAUUUGUUUCAUGAUUAUUAUUUUUUGUUUUGUUUUGUUUUGUUUUUUUUGUUUUGUUUUUAUCAUUGCAUGUAUAUUCCUUUGUACAGACCAUACCUAUUAUUUCUUGUAAAUAUUUUCAUUUGCCAUCAGUUAUUUGAGAAUUAAACAUACUGAACACAUG